AUGCUGGCCAAGUCCCACCAAGAUCAACUUGGAGUUUUGGAGCAAAUCAAGCAGGUGUUUGCCAUUCUAGUUGGCCAAUGCUCAACGCAAACGUACGAAGCCCAGGACGACGGGCCGGAGUACGAUGAUAGGAGGCGACCGGACUCUGAACAGGAGCAGGGAAUGAUGUGCGAUUUGAUAAAAGCUAAUACCAAUCUGCAUUCUCGAAUGCUGCAGCUGCAGCGGGAGAAUGAGCACUUAAAGAUGCAGUUGGAGAAGGAGCGCUCGCUCAAGCGUGAGCAUGAGACUUUAACAACGAGCGAAGGUGAGAUCGACAGGUCACACAGAUGGACUAGUCUGCGUUCUGGCUCAGUUCUGGAGGCAGAGCGACGAGACGAGACCCUGGGACCGCGGACGGCGACACCGUUGGAGCGGAGCGAGCCGACGCUCUGGCUCGAGGCCAAGCCAGGGGGAACAGAAGACAUGCUCGGGGUAUUUGAUGGCCGCAUGUCGCCAGAGUGUAGCACAGAUUCAGAUCCCAGCGAAGACGCACUGCCAGGGUCGCAGUCCCCUCAACUCGAAACAGUCGCAGCUGAGGCGCCGAGCGACCUUGAAAGCAGCGACGAGACGAUAGACUGGAAGCAAAAGGCAGAGAAGGAGCAGCAAAUGACGCAGGACUUGCGGCAACAGGUCAAAGAAGCAGAGAAGAGGCUGACGCAACAACAGCUUACGGUGGAAGAGCUGCGACAAGACUUGGAAGAUGUCAGGGCUCAAGAAGAGCGGCUUCACCGACCACAAUGUCAACGCGAAUCUAUGAUGCUGCUGUUCCAGCCAAUGGACCUGUCCCGAGAGCUCGGAAACCUGGCGGCCAGCCCGGAACACAUGCCCGCCAGCCCAGUCUCUGGCUUUGGUGGGUUUAACGGGCCUCGACAUGAGGCUGGCUUUGAGCAGGCUCACGGUUUGCUAAAGGAGCAGUGCUUGGCAUGGAGGGACAUUGCCCUCUUCCUCGCUUUUAUCCUUGUCCAGACAUGGACGGCCCCAGCCAGGAUCGUGUACAAGAACCGACGCUCGUUACGGUCGCUACCACUGCUAAAGAGCAUCGACUGGGAAAAGUGGCAGCCAGCAGCUCGGCCGGAGAAGGCGUUUCGGACCAGGGGCCUGCUGCGCGCGGUGAGGCACGUGGCCAUUCUCCUCUCGGUGCACGCAUACCUCUCGUGCCGGUGGGAAAGGGACAUUUGGAUCGAGGCCAACGGGCAGACGCGGCGGCAUCUGAUCAAGCAGCUGCAUGGGGAUGUGCAGUGGUGGCCGGUGCCGGGGGUGGAUCCGGGGGUGGCGUGGGACAAGGGGUGCGAGGCGUGGGCCCUGGUGCUGGUGCAGACGACGGAUAUUUGGGCGUCGUGGGCUCUGGAGCGAUGGCCGUGGUGGAAGUAG
This is a messenger RNA of Hirsutella rhossiliensis, 1410 nucleotides long. RefSeq lists its product as uncharacterized. The transcript has a single exon. The record is from RefSeq and is a predicted model, not a curated record. NCBI's taxonomy places the organism in Eukaryota, Fungi, Ascomycota, Sordariomycetes, Hypocreales, Ophiocordycipitaceae. Bases 1 to 1410 code for a protein of 469 amino acids.